Molecule: messenger RNA, 1239 nt
Organism: Dujonia railenensis
Lineage: Eukaryota; Fungi; Ascomycota; Pichiomycetes; Serinales; Debaryomycetaceae
Source: the annotation of a GenBank genome assembly
AUGUAUCCAGGAUCAGGCAAUAAUUCAUACGGUGGCUACAGCAGACCACUGGGCCCACCACCUAGCCAAUACCAGCAAAGCGGCAAUGGAGGCUACGGGAGACCACAAGGUGCUCCACCUCCACAAAGCUACCAGCCUCAACAACAGUACUCAAGACCGGCCGCUCCUCCUGCCUCUACGUCGUCCAAUUAUCACGGCAACACGCAAGAUGGGAACUACAAUGACCCAAACAGCAACACGCACCAGUAUCAACAGUACUCGAGACCACUGGGACCUCCACCACCUUCCGUUCCUCAAAGCUUUGGGCAAAAUACCGGAAUGACCUACCAGUACUCCAACUGUACAGGUAGAAGGAAGGCGCUCUUAGUCGGAAUCAACUACAUCGGGUCAUCGAACGCCUUGAGAGGUUGUAUCAAUGACGUGAAGAACAUGAGUCAGUUCUUGAACCAAAGAUUUGGUUAUCAGUACGAUGACAUGGUUAUACUAACUGAUGAUCAAAGAGAGAUGGCCAGAAUCCCAACCAGAGAGAAUAUCUUAAGAGCAAUGCAAUGGUUAGUCAAAGACGCCAGACCAAACGAUUCGUUGGUUUUCCACUACUCCGGCCAUGGGGGUGUCACAGAAGAUCUUGACGGAGAUGAAGAGAGUGGUUUCGAUGAUGUGAUCUACCCACUUGAUUUCCAGCAGAACGGUCACAUUGUGGAUGAUAUCAUGCACGAUAUUAUGGUUAAGCCAUUGCCAGCUGGUUGCAGAUUGACUGCAUUGUUUGAUUCUUGUCAUUCUGGUACUGCCUUAGACUUGCCUUAUGUAUACUCAACGAAGGGUGUUGUCAAGGAACCAAAUUUAUUGAAGGAUGCAGGUGGCGAUGCCUUGCAAGCUUUCCUUUCAUACGAAAGAGGGAACAUUGGUGGUGCUAUUUCUUCGUUGGGGGGAAUUUUCAAGAAGGUUAGCAGACUGGGUAGUACGAACAGAGACCAAGUUAUCACCAUCAAGGCUUCACCCGCGGAUGUUAUCAGUAUUUCAGGUUGUAAGGAUGACCAGACUAGUGCCGAUGCCACCGAAAAUGGUCAAAACACGGGUGCCAUGAGUUGGUCAUUCAUUAAGACUAUCACUGAAUACCCUAAUCAGAGUUAUUUAUCGUUGUUGAAUAAUAUGAGAACAUUGUUGAGUGGUAAAUAUUCACAAAAGCCUCAACUUAGUAGUUCACAUCCACAGGAUAUGAACCUUCAAUUCUUGAUGUAA